AUGCGGCCCGGGUACCUGCAGUGGCCCGCAUGGAGUUGGGGCCCGCUCCUGCCUUUACUGCACGCAUUUGUCCAUCGUGUGUGGUUCCUCCUUCCCAUAUGCAGACAGCCUGCUCCCGCCCACGGAAGGAAUGCAAGACAGUGCACCGUUGUUUCCUUCCAUGUGGUGGCUGCAACGGGAGGCCGCAAGGACGGACGGAAAAGGCGUUUUCCCCGGCCCCUACCCCGGCCUGGCGCAUUGACCUCGUCCGAAUUCGAUACCUCGCUCUCCAUCGAGUACUCACAUGACCCGACCCUAUUACUAAAGUUUCCUAACCUAAGUGGAUACGCCAAGACCGACCCCACACUGUGA
Molecule: messenger RNA, 351 nt
Organism: Neurospora tetraspora
Lineage: Eukaryota; Fungi; Ascomycota; Sordariomycetes; Sordariales; Sordariaceae
Exons: 1
Coding region: 1-351 (116 amino acids)
Source: RefSeq, a predicted model, not a curated record